UAUUUGACCUUCAUUCCCAAAACCUGUCGUCAGUCAGUCAGUGUCCAUACGAAAGCUGGGGAAGCCGUGAAAUAUUUUGUGCUGUAGAAACUUGGCCAGUUUCUUUAUAAAAAUAUACGUAGAAAUUUUCAUUAUUAAGCCCAGUAAUUCAUAAGAAUUACAAUUUGUUCAAAAUGACGUCGAAAUGCAGCAAAAAGGAACAUUUCUCGACCAAAGAUAUUCCCUCCUUGACCGGAAGAAUUGCCCUGGUCACUGGCGCCACGGGUGGAAUAGGAUACCAAACGGCGCUUGACCUUGCCGCCGCCGGAGCCACGGUGUUGGUUGGGGGACGGAGCGAGGCCAAGGGGAAAGAUGCUGUGGACAAGAUCAAGGCCGCCGUGCCAAACGCGGACGUCUCCUUUGCCAUGAUUGACCUGGGAAGUCUCGCCAGCGUCAAGAAAUUCGCGACCGAGUAUAACGCCAAGGGUCAAGCUUUAGACAUUCUCAUCAACAACGCCGGCAUCAUGGCGCCACCAGAACGUCUCACGACCUCUGACAACUUCGAGAUCCAACUCGGCACCAAUCACCUCGCCCACUUCGCCCUCACGGGCCAACUCCUCCCCUCCCUACGACGGUCCACGUGCUCCCCACGUGUCGUCAACGUGUCCUCCAUCGCCGCGAAGGAGGGCGCCAUGGACUUCGACGACCUCAACUGGAACAAGUCAUACAGCGCGUGGAAUGGCUACCGCGCCUCAAAACUGGCCAAUCUCCUUUUCACCGCGGAGUUCGUGAAGCGCGCGGACCUCGGAAACUGGGGGGUCACCUGCAUCUCCGCGCAUCCCGGGGUGGCAAAAACGGACCUGAUUUCAAACGGCCCGCGGGACGAUACCCUGGUCGGAAAGGUGAUAAAUGUCGCGAACUAUGUAAUGUCGCAUCCCGUCGAGAAGGCCGCGCUCCCGUCAAUUUACGCCGCAGUUUCGCCAGACGCGGAAAAGGGCGGGUAUUACGGGCCGAACGGGUGGUUCGAGAUGAAGGGCGAGGUUGCAAAGGCCUUCGUACCGGAGAAGGCGAAGGACCCCGCCUCGGCGAAAAGAUUGUGGGAGGAGAGCGAAAAGUUGACGGGGGUUAGUUGGCCGGCCAAUUAAAUUUUAUGGGAAACCAAGCAAGCAAUUUAUUCUUUUUUGUUCAUUGAUAAGAUAAGAUAAGAUGGGUGGGGGUGAUGGUGGGUGUUGAUUAGUUGUAAAUCGUUAAGGUGUUAGUGUGUGAACACGUGGUUUAAAAAAAUAAUUUUAACCUGUCCAAUUUUAAGGGCAAUGUAUGUUUUUUGGUCAAAAUAAAAUCUCAACAAAAAAAAUCGA
Molecule: messenger RNA, 1337 nt
Organism: Folsomia candida
Lineage: Eukaryota; Metazoa; Arthropoda; Collembola; Entomobryomorpha; Isotomidae
Product: retinol dehydrogenase 13
Exons: 3
Coding region: 174-1124 (316 amino acids)
Source: RefSeq, a predicted model, not a curated record